Messenger RNA from Physella acuta, 1957 nucleotides. RefSeq lists its product as uncharacterized. The record is from RefSeq and is a predicted model, not a curated record. Lineage: Eukaryota; Metazoa; Mollusca; Gastropoda; Physidae.
CGUAACGAGUUUUUAAUGAGUAUCGCAAGGAAAUCCUCGUUUCGUUGUUUCCUCAAGGAUGUUUGGCAUUCGCUUUUUGUAGAAGGUGUCGCACAAAGUUGUCUACGUAAGCAUCAUCAGCAUGGAUACGGGACUAGUUGCGCUACUUUUGUCAGCCGUGUUGUACCUAGUGGAAGGAAAUGUCACGCCUACUUCACCAACAGCUGCUCAAAGAUUUCAAGCUGAUAAAUUUUUAGACAUGUUAGGCAGGUCUUUCGAUCCACAGGUAGCUUACGUAGACUUGCUGUCUGCCCUACAUAAAAGGAUGCGUUUGGACCCUCCGAACAACUCUUCAGGGUCACCAAUAGACGCCGGACUGUCAGACCCCAACACAAUGGCUGAGGCUGCCAACAACUGUCCCGCGGCUCCGGCUAAAACUGGUGCGUCAGUUACAUACACGAGUGACAGACGGAUCGUAGGGUCAAGGGCGUUCUAUCAGUGUGAGACGGGGUAUGAAGGGAGGUCACUUUUUGUACAAUGUAUCAAUGGUGGUCAGUGGUCAGCGCCAAGUGGCUGGGAAGGUUGUAAACCAGUUGACUGUGGAGCCCCACCCCCAAGUGUUCAGUUUGCCGAAGCCUCAUUCACAGCUACUGUUUAUAAAUCUAUAGCACUCUACACUUGUCAACCUGGCUAUAAGAUAGACACACCCAAUGCAAAUGUUUCCUGUCUAGACACUGGCUAUUGGGACACCCCAACAUUCAAAUGUGAAAAAGUUUCUAUAAAUCAACUUCACCUUCCAAGUCUUCAGAAAGCUUUCAAUAAAAAUAUGGGAGUUGACCCAUCUGGCCUUGCAGCUUUGGGUGCACUGUUUGGUGGAGGGGGGAGUGCGGCAUCUAAUACUAACCAGAUUCAACAAAUCCAUCAACUUCAACAAUUGGCCACAACUUUACUUGGGGGAGGAACUACACAGCUCUUCAGAAAGGCUAAACAUAGGGCAACUAGUAGUAAGGGAAAUGUGCCAGAAAUGUUGCCAGCAUUACUCUCUCUGAGAUCCAUUCUCUCAUCACCAAAACCAACCAUCUCCAAACCACAGUACCUUUUCCCUCUCCACACUAACAGAGAUAGUAUCAACUAUCAAUUGCUCAUGGCAGCAAUACUCAAAAGUAUGCCAGGAUUCCCAGGCAUGGGACCAGUCAUCCCACCAACAACAACACCAGCUACAACUACAACACAGAAGCCUACAGGCCCCAGUUUCCCAAUGGGUGGCAUACAAUUACCAAAGCACUUAAUGAGCUUACUACCAAAUGGGAUAUCUUCAUCUCAUGGAAUGCGUCCACAAGAUCUGUUGACAUUAGCAUCAGCUGGGCUGGGGUCAGCCAGUGGCGCCGCCGCUCCAAGAGAUAUCACUCAACUUCUGGGCAGUAUGAACCCCAUGUCCAUGUUUUCACCUGGAAUGGGUCUGGGUGGACCUGGUGCGGCUGGGACAGGGGCAGCUGGUGCAGGAGCUGUUCCACCAGAUCCUGAAAAAAUGGCGGAGCAGAGAGAAGAAAUGAUGCUACGUGCUAUGAUGGCUAAUGCCAUGAAGUCAAUGAUGCAGCCUAAAGUGCCAGUUAAUGGAACAGCAACAACUCCAGCUAGGAAUUCUAACCCUGCAAUGGAUAUGAUGACACUGAUGGCCUUACAGAGCAGCCUGGGAGGAGGUGCUGGCUCUGCAGGUGGUGCAGGAGGUGGAUUUGAUCCAAUGGCAAUGAUGAUGGGAAUGAAUCCUGCAAUGCUUGGUCUAGGUGGUGGAGGUGCUGCAGGCGGAGGACUGUUUGGGGGUUUAUUUGGAGGAGCAUAAAGUUAAAAGAUAGUAUUUUAUAUAUAAGUAACAGUAUGUGUUUGACAGCCACCUUUUUUGACAGAGUUAUACCCCUUAUACUAUGUUUUCUUAUGAAAUAAAAUUGUAAACCAUAGAAACUGUUGAUUUGUAAUUUGU